GAUGUGAGCACCAUUUAAGUAUUUGAUUGGAGCGUGAGCAAUGAGCGGAGAGUGGGAAAAGGGUAAAGUUGGAGGACAAAGUAAAGCAACGGUCAAAAGAUUUGAAAUUAAAAUCCCCGAUUUUGAAAGGAUUCCACAGGGCAACUUCAGAAAUCUAAUCUAAUCCCAAAAUGCUGAAGGCCGCCAAGAAACUCAAGUUCUGGUCCAAAGACAAGAAGAGAAGAAAGACUCGCGAUUCCUCCUAUCUUCCUCCUCCGCCGCCGCCGUACUGUUCCUGCUCUUGCUCUUACUCUGCGAUCCGGCCCUCUGCUCCGCCGCUGCCGCCCUGGCUAGACGAUCGGACUCUUCUCUUGCAAUCGGAACCCCCAGCGGCCACCGGAGUUGAAGCGGCGGCGUCGUACCAGCAAUACACGGCUCCGAAUCCGGUGUACGGAUUGCCGAUUGUGGAAAUGGGUAGCAUAAGGACAAGGGAGAGAUCUCUGUUCACCGAUUUGGGCGCUAGGUUGAUUAGGUGCUUCUGUCCAUGUCUUCACGUUCGAGAAGCUUAUUACCUGCCAGAUCAGUGACUCAAUCUCAAUCUCACUUGAAUUUCUCUUUCUGUAUGU
Momordica charantia (bitter melon) is the source of this 605-nucleotide messenger RNA. RefSeq names its product homeobox protein. The record is from RefSeq and is a predicted model, not a curated record. Lineage: Eukaryota; Viridiplantae; Streptophyta; Magnoliopsida; Cucurbitales; Cucurbitaceae.